Messenger RNA from Volvox carteri f. nagariensis, 1035 nucleotides. RefSeq names its product tubulin tyrosine ligase (gene ttlA). Gene Ontology annotation, cellular component: cilium. The transcript is spliced from 6 exons. The annotation marks the transcript as partial. Gene Ontology annotation, biological process: protein polyglutamylation; microtubule cytoskeleton organization. Gene Ontology annotation, molecular function: tubulin-glutamic acid ligase activity; tubulin binding. The record is from RefSeq and is a predicted model, not a curated record. NCBI's taxonomy places the organism in Eukaryota, Viridiplantae, Chlorophyta, Chlorophyceae, Chlamydomonadales, Volvocaceae.
UGGAACGUCCUAUGGAGCUGGAGUGUCAAGGUGCGGGUGCCGGUGAGCGAGCUGCUGGUAUGGCAGCGGGUCAAUCAUUUCUCGGAGGCUCGGCAACUGACGAGGAAGGACCUGCUCAAGAAGCACUUGGCCAAGUACCAGGUGCGUUGGUCUGGCCCGGCCGGACCGGUCGAAAUAACUACGGUGAAGCUCGGUUUCAACCCCCACCACACCUGCUCUGAACAUCUUAUAUUGGGCCUUAAGCCCGUGGGACUGUCCCGGGGCCGCGGCAUCAGCCUCAUCAGCUCGCUCAAGAAGGUCAACAUGGCGGAGGCAAUGGUGGUGCAGAGGUACCUCACCGAGCCGCUUCUGGUGGAGGGGUACAAGUUCGACCUUCGGCUGUACGUGCUUGUCACCUCGUUUAACCCCCUGGAGGCUUGGAUGUACGAGGAGGGCUUCGCCAGGUUCACGACACUACCGUACACAUUGGACGAGGCGGAGCUCGGCAACAUGCACGUCCACCUCACUAACUCGUCCGUGCAGCGCGUCCGCGCGGAGGCGGGCCAGCUGCCUUCCUUCCUGCAGGCUGCAGGUGUCUUGGCUACGUUGCGACGGCUUCUGUCCCGUCACGGCGUGGACUGGCCGCUACUGUGGUCGCGCGUGUGUGAGGUGGCCACCGCAGCGCUCUUCGCCGCACAGGACGCCAUCCCGCACUCGCCCAACAGCUUCGAGCUGUUCGGCUUUGAUUUGAUGAUCGACGCAGAACUCAAGGUGUGGCUGCUGGAGGUGAACAGCAGCCCCAGCAUGGGUCUGGAUACGCCGCUUGACCGGGCCAUCAAGCCCCGCCUCAUCGCCGACGUGCUGGAGCUGCUGGCACCGCUGCCCUUCGACCGCGGCGCACUCUGCAGUGCUCUACGCGCCCGGACGAACACCAGUAGGUUGGGUAUAGCGGUGGCGGCUACCUAUGGGAGCGGCAGCGACAGCGACCUAGGUAUUUACCCCCGGCUCCUAUCUGCUGUGAUGGUGCCUUGGGUGCAUCUAGGCAGGGAGCAGUAA